Messenger RNA from Budorcas taxicolor (takin), 1781 nucleotides. It is a transcript of the gene GALK2, whose product is annotated as galactokinase 2. Gene Ontology annotation, molecular function: ATP binding; galactokinase activity. Bases 76 to 1452 code for a protein of 458 amino acids. The record is from RefSeq and is a predicted model, not a curated record. Gene Ontology annotation, cellular component: cytosol; cytoplasm. NCBI's taxonomy places the organism in Eukaryota, Metazoa, Chordata, Mammalia, Artiodactyla, Bovidae. The transcript has 10 exons. Gene Ontology annotation, biological process: galactose metabolic process; carbohydrate phosphorylation.
GCAAAUGUCCCGUGAUUACCUCGGAAGUCUUGCUUCGCCGGUUGAAACUGCAGAAUAAAGAAGGAUUAGCAAAAUAUGGCUACGGAGGGCCCCGCCGUGCGUCGAGUCCAGGUGGCGGAACAUCCCAGAUUGCUGAAGCUAAAAGAGAUGUUUAAUUCUAAGUUUGGAUCCAUUCCCAAGUUUUAUGUUCGAGCACCAGGAAGAGUCAAUAUAAUAGGAGAGCAUAUAGAUUACUGUGGAUAUUCUGUUCUUCCUAUGGCUGUAGAACAAGAUAUGUUAAUAGCUGUGGAACCUGUGAAAACACAUGUUCUCCAGCUGGCCAAUACCAAUCCCUUGUACCCGGACUUCAGUACUAGUGCUAAUAACAUCCAGAUUGACAAAACCAAGCCUCUGUGGCACAACUAUUUCCUAUGUGGAUUUAAAGGAAUUCAGGAACACUUUGGUCUCAGUGACCUGACUGGAAUGAACUGCUUGGUAGAUGGAAACAUCCCACCAAGUUCUGGCCUCUCCAGCUCCAGUGCUCUGGUCUGCUGUGCUGGCUUGGUGACACUCACAGUGCUGGGCAUGAACCUAUCCAAGGUGGAGCUUGCAGAAAUCUGCGCCAAAAGUGAGCGUUACAUUGGCACUGAAGGAGGAGGGAUGGACCAGUCCAUAUCAUUUCUUGCAGAAGAAGGAACUGCCAAGUUGAUAGAAUUUAGUCCUCUGAGGGCAACUGAUGUGAAACUCCCAAGUGGAGCAGUGUUUGUGAUUGCCAACAGUUGUGUGGAAAUGAAUAAGGCAGCAACUUCUCAUUUCAAUAUCAGGGUAAUGGAGUGUCGGCUGGCUGCAAAGCUCCUGGCUAAGCACAAAAGCUUGCCAUGGAAAGAAGUGCUGCGGCUGGAGGAGGUGCAGGCCAAACUGGGGAUCAGUCUGGAAGAAAUGCUUUUGAUCACAGAGGACGCCCUUCACCCUGAACCCUACAGCCCUGAGGAGCUCUGUAAAUGUCUGGGAAUUAGCCUGCAGGAACUCAAGACCCAGAUUCUCAGUCCAAACACUCAAGAUGUGCUCACCUUCAAACUCUACCAGCGGGCAAAGCAUGUGUAUAGUGAGGCUGCGAGAGUGCUCCAGUUUAAGAAGAUAUGUGAAGAAACACCUGACAACAUGGUCCAGCUGCUGGGGGAGUUAAUGAACCAGAGCCACAUGAGCUGCCGGGACAUGUACGAGUGUAGCUGCCCUGAGCUGGACCAGCUGGUGGACAUCUGUCGGAAAUUUGGGGCUCAAGGAUCACGCCUUACUGGAGCAGGAUGGGGAGGCUGCACAGUUUCAAUAGUACCUGCUGACAAGCUGUCCAGCUUCCUGGCGAAUGUGCACGAAGCCUAUUACCAGAGGAGCAACCGAAGCUUAGCGCCAGAAAAGCAGAGUUUGUUUGCUACCAAACCUGGAGGUGGAGCUUUGGUUUUCCUUGAGGCCUAAACAAUGUAAAAAAUCUCCAAGAAAGUAUUUAGAGCAUUUAGGGACUGGCAGGACUUCUUAUGCCACAGUAAAUUAAUCCUCCUUCUGUUUUGUAUUAUGAAGAAAUGGUUGCUAUUAUCAAGAUAUAUUUCCAAAGAAAUGGUUGAAAGCUCCCCAUGAUUCAUAAAGAUGAUUUUUCCACCUGAAAUAUGUUUUCUACCAAUAAGGACAAAGAUUAUGCUUGGAUAGAGAUCUCUUAAGAUAAUUUACUUAGAUUUAUUGAUUUCAAGAAUUUUAAAGACACAUGGUAAAAGACCAUCAAUCCUGGUACCUCAUAGAUUCUACUUGAA